GUUCUAACCGUACACUAAGUGGGAACUAUAUUCUCAGAAAGCGGAAGCACUACUUGGGCGGAGUGAUUUUCUCGCAGCACCUGAGAAGCCCGGUCACGGACAUAGACAUAAUGGAGCAGAGAAUUCGCCUGGAGUUGCUCAGAGUUGGAGUAAUAGUCAACAAUUACUAGAUACUAGAAGUAGUAGUUAGUUUUCAAUCAUGGGUGUUCGCUGUAUUGUAAAGAGCUGCGACAAUAAACAGGGGAGACCAGGUAAUACCAUGAUGUUUCAUAGAUUUCCAACCAAAAACGCUGACCGGCUGAAUCAAUGGCUACUUGCUCUGGAUAUGGAUCCAAAUACACCUGUAGCCACCUUCAAGACCCAUCGUGUUUGCUCAGAACAUUUCACUGAGGAUGAUUAUUAUGAAAAAAUGGAAUUAUCCACAAGGACCAUGAAACUUGUGCUGAAGGAUACGGCCAUUCCAUCGAUAAUACAGACCGGACAAAGUGGAUCCCCUGCGGCUACGGUGUGCUGUAUUUUACAGCUGCAUGGCACCUGGGCAGGAAUGGACCAGUCACCGGGCCAGGUCAGGAGCACAGGCAUUCAAGCAAAUGUCCCAGAGACAAGCACUGCAACCAUGGAGAAACCAACUCUGCAGCACAUUGUGGAUGAGGAGGCUAUUCUGCAGCUGAUGAAGAACUGCCCGAUGUGCAACAGAAACUGCCGCUGUACAAAACGCACUCGCAGUCCUUACUUCAUAGUCUACCAGAGCUGUUACUACUGCAAUUAUCAACGCAAGUGGGCCAACCAGCCUGAAGCUAGAAAUAUGGACAUUCGUAACAAGAAACUAAAGCCAACAAACAAGGUGUCUGUAAAUGCCAAGGCUCAGUCAUCACAGCUUAAUAAUAAAUGCAUUUCUGAAUCCUGAGUCUCAAGAAGUCACACGAUCCGUUAAGACAAUCUGAAGAGCCCAGUGUAAACUCUGUCUUUUGAGAUUGGGCAUGAGCCCAGUUUAAUAUGUGCCUUAAGGUGGAUCAUUAUGCAUUUGGAAAUGCUUGCUGAUGACAAACAAUUCUGUCAAGUUUUCUGUUGAAUUGAAACUUCAGUCCAAAGUAAUAACAUUGAACUUGCUAACAAGGAACACAAUUACAGUAAAGCAGUAAAAGAGGUGAUGAGCAUAGUUUUGUUUGCUAGUAUGUAGUGAGAAAUACUACACUGAAAUAUGGUAAGGUGCCAUUGUGUUGUGGAACGUUCAAGCCUAAAUUCUCAUGUGAGUCAAGAUAAUUAGAAAAUGCAUUACCGUUUAGGAUUUUCUGUCCAUAACAUCCAUAAUCAAAUUGAAACACUUUGUUUCAUCAUUUGAGGCUCAGCUGCAGCUAAUCUCAAACCAGCAUUCAAUUAGGACAGGUAAACUACAGCCCUUUUUUUUCUCUCAAUUUAAGACUUAAAUUGAUCUUUAUGCCUUUUUGAAUUAGAAAUUUCAGCCUUCACGUUAUCUUGUUGACUUUAUAUGCUUUUCAUACUUUGGUCAAAGGGUAUCAGCCUAAACCUUAAUAAAAUACUAAAACAGUAA
Molecule: messenger RNA, 1552 nt
Organism: Perca flavescens (yellow perch)
Lineage: Eukaryota; Metazoa; Chordata; Actinopteri; Perciformes; Percidae
Product: THAP domain-containing protein 4
Exons: 4
Coding region: 200-907 (235 amino acids)
Biological process (GO): regulation of transcription by RNA polymerase II
Cellular component (GO): nucleus
Molecular function (GO): DNA-binding transcription factor activity; RNA polymerase II cis-regulatory region sequence-specific DNA binding
Source: RefSeq, a predicted model, not a curated record